Molecule: messenger RNA, 556 nt
Organism: Ixodes scapularis (black-legged tick)
Lineage: Eukaryota; Metazoa; Arthropoda; Arachnida; Ixodida; Ixodidae
Product: cytochrome P450 3A25-like
Exons: 6
Coding region: 1-489 (162 amino acids)
Molecular function (GO): oxidoreductase activity, acting on paired donors, with incorporation or reduction of molecular oxygen; iron ion binding; monooxygenase activity
Source: RefSeq, a predicted model, not a curated record
AUGAAGUUCCUGGGUGUUCCGGAUUGGAUUAUACUGGUGGUGACAGCGCUGGUUCUGCUGUAUCUGUACGCAGCCAGACACAGGAACUACUGGAAAGAGCAGAAUGUCGUCCAUGAGAACUUCUCUUUGAUAUUUGCAGCAAUGCGGCGAAUGCUGUUCAAGCCUUGUCAUCGCAUGGAUCAAGAUAGGUACACUGAAUUUGGGAAAUUGUUCGGCGUCUAUGAAGGCGGGAAACCUGUGCUCUUCGUAGCUGAUCCGGAAUUGGUGAAGCUUGUUCUCGUCAAAGACUUCCCUUCCUUGCCAAAUAGAAGGGUGGUUAACCUCUUCGAUCCCAUUCUGGACAACAUGAUGCUCAUCACCCCAGUAGAAAAGUGGAGGAGGAUCCGACCGGCAGUAAGCCCGGCGUUUUCUACGGGGAAGCUGCGCAAGAUUUUAUGGAAGCUACACUCUCGAUGUCAUUGCCAGGUGCGCAUUCGCCACCCAACUUGACUCGCACAGUGAUGAGACCAACGAGUUUGUCACGAAAGCUAGACAGGCUUUUUCAGGCAAAGUAACG